Molecule: messenger RNA, 915 nt
Organism: Chaetomium globosum CBS 148.51
Lineage: Eukaryota; Fungi; Ascomycota; Sordariomycetes; Sordariales; Chaetomiaceae
Exons: 2
Coding region: 1-915 (304 amino acids)
Source: RefSeq, a predicted model, not a curated record
AUGUUUUUUUACUUCGUCGACCAGGCCCGGCAACUGGCCAACACAUUGGCUUCGGUGGCCAACCCCGGGGCGCCAGCCCAAACAGAGUGCAUGGUAGAAGAAGCUGAGCCCUCCCACAAGCAACGCGCCCUUUUACUUGGGCUCGCCCAAGCAAAGGGGUUCGUAUCAAUGGUUGCCUCUGAAGCGGCCAUCUCGGAUCCGCCUGCGGUGGGUUCGAACGUUAACUGGCAGUUCGCCACGAGAGGGAUGGACCUCGUACUCGUCUCGAGCCACGAAUUUGCGAGUCGCGGGGAUGCCGACCCCGACAUCCAGUUCGAGCGGUCAACCUACAUCAACGGCGCCCAGAACAUCCUCCGCGGAAUCCCGCGCAACCUCACCCCAGACGAAUCGGCCAUGCUGCGCCGGGCCUUGCCGCGCUCGCUCGCCCCGCCCGACACGGGACCCGCCUCCUGGUGGAGAAGACUGAAUGGGCAACCCCAAGAUGCAGCUCCGGCAGCCGGCGGAGCUGGCGGCCGGGACCAGCAGAAUAUGGUACAGAGCCUCCUCGCCAUUGUUCUGUACUGCAUGUACGUCCUUGCUAUGCGGUUCGAGAACCUGGGCAUCAGAAUGCUCGCGGCAGAGCGGCAACACGCCUAUGCCUCGCGACUGCUGCUAGCGACCUUCGACCUCGCGUGCCUCGCUGUUCGGAUGUUGCGCGUGUGCUCUGAAUUUUGGCCCUGCCAGAUUCUGUUCGAGAUGCUGAAGUACUUCGCCAUCGGUGUUUUGGGGGCGUUUGUCGAGGUUUGGGAGAGGGUUGUUGUGGAGGAAGCUGCAAGAGGGGAUGCCAUUACGGAAGACGAAGCAGAAGAGAACGACGAGCCCGUACUUCUGCUCUCCGCCAACCUCCCUCAGCCAUCUAAGACAGUACCUGGCUAG